ACUUUGGAGAAGGUGCUGGGAAUAACAGUGUCUGGAGGCAGAGGACUCGCCUGUGACCCCCGGUCAGGUUUAGUUGCCUACCCAGCUGGGAAAGGACCUGACGCAGUCCCUUAGCACCUUGUCUUCACUACCAGGAGCCCCUCUCAGCUUCCUUGCAAUGCCUCUGGAGUAGUGAUAAUACGAUCUACCUUUUAUUUGGCUCCUAGGAGCCCUAGCAACUCAGUGGUUAAGAGCUUGGCUGCUAACCAAAAGGUCAGCAGUUUGAAUCCACCAGCCGCUCCUUGGAAAUCCUAUGAGGCAGUUCUGCUCUGUCCUAUAGGGUCGCUGUGAGUCAGAAUCGACUCGAUGACAAUGGGCUUGGUUGGUUUUUUUAUGUGUCAAGAAAAAUCAUUUACACAAUGAUAGGCAUAUUGACCAAUGGAACAGAAUUGAGAACCCAGAUGUAAAUCCAUCUACCUACAGCCACCUGAUCUUUGACAAAGGCCCAAAGUACAUUAAAUGGGGAAAAGACAGUCUUUUUAACAAAUGGUGCUGGCAAAACUGGAUGUCCAUCUAUAGAAAAAUGAAACAGGACCCAUACCUCACACCACACACAAAAACUAAUUCGAAAUGGAUCAAAGACCUAAAUAUAAAACCCAAAACUAUAAAGAUCAUAGAAGAAAAAAUAGUGUCAACGCCAGGGGCCCUAAUAUAUGGCAUAAACAGGAUAUAAACCAUAAGUAACAAUACACAAAUACCUGAAGAUAAGCUGGAUAAACGGGAUCUACUAAAAAUUAAACAUUAUGCUCAUCAAAAGGCUUCACCAAAAGAGUAAAAAGAGAACCUACAGACUGGGAAAAAAAAUUUGGAAACUAUGACAUAUCCAGCAAAGGUCUAGUCUCUAAAAUCUGUUGGAAAAUCUAAUACCUCUACAAUAAAAACGCAAAUAAUUCAGUUAAAAAAUGGGCAAAGGUUAUGAAUAGACACUUCAACAAAGAAUACAUUCAGGUGGCUAACAGACACAUGAGGAAAUGCUCGCGAUCACUAGCCGUUAAAAAAAAAAAAGCCGUUAGAGAAAUGUAAAUCAAAACUACAAUGAGAUAUCCUCUCACCCUGACAUUGCUGGCACUAAUCAAAAAAACAGAAAAUAGCAAAUGUUGGAGAGGUUGCGGGGAGUUUGCAACUCUUACGCUCUGCUGGUGGGAAUGCAAAAUGGUACAGCCAUUUUGGAAAACACUGUGGUGCUUCCUGUAAAAAGCUAGAAAUAGAAACACCAUCCAGCAGUCCCACUCCUAGAGAAAAAUAAGAGCCGUCACAUGAAUAAACACAUGCACACCAAUGUUCAUUGCAGUACUAUUCACAAUAGCAAAAGGUGGAAACAACCUAGAUGCCUGUCAGCAGAUGAGUGGAGAAACAAACGGUGGUUCAUAUACACAAUGGAGUACAACGCAACGAUAAAGAACAAUGAUGAAUCUGUGAAAUAUCUCACAACAUGGGUGGAUCUGGAGGGCAUUAUGCUGAGUGAAAUAAAUCAAUCACAGAAGGACAAAUACUGUAUGAGAUCACUAUUAUAAAAAUACAUGAAAAUGUUUCCACACAGAAAGAAACAAUCUUUGAUGGUUACUAGGGAGGGAAAAACACUAUUUUUUUUUUUUUUUUUUUCAGGGAGGGAAAAACACUAUACACUAGAUAAGUGGUAACUUUAGUGAAGGGUAAGACAGUACACAAUACUGGGGAAGUCAUAGAAGCUUCACAGAUACAUCCAAAUGCCUUGAGGGACUGAGCUACUGGGCUGAGGGCUGGGGACUGUGGUCUUGGAGGACAUUUAGCUCAAUUGGCAUAACCUAGCCUAUGAAGAAAAUGUUCUACAUCCGACUGUGGUAAAUAGCAUGUGGGGUCUCAAAAGCUGUGAGAGGCCAUCUAAGAUACAUCGACUUGCCCCAUCCUGGCUGGAGCAAAGGAGAAUGAAGAAGACUAAAGACACAAGGGAAAGAUUAGUCCAAAGAACUAAUGGACCACAACUACCAUAACUUCCACCAGACUGAGCCCAGAACAACUAGAUGGUGCCCGGUUACCACCAUUGACUGCUGUGGCAGGGUCCCAGACAGAGCAGGAGAAAAACGUAGAACAAAAUUCAAAUUCACACGCAAAAAAAAAACAGGCUUGCUGGUCUGACAAAGACUGGAGAAACCCCAAGAGUAUGGCCCCCUUUUAACUCAGUACUGAAGCUGCUCCUGAGGUUCACCCUUCAGCCAAAGAUUGGAUAGGUCUGUAGGGCCAGUAAUAACACAUGUGAGGAACGUGCUUUGUUUUUCAAUCAUGUAUACAAGACUAAUGGGCACACCAGCCCAAAAGCAAAGACAAGAAGGCAGGAAGGUACAGGAAAACUGAAUGAAUGGAAACAGGGAACCUGGGGUGGAGAAGGGGAGAGUGUUGACACAUUGCGGGGUUGGCAACCAGUGUUACAAAACAAUUUUUGUAUUAACUGUUUAAUGAGAAACUGAUUUGCUUUGUAAGCUUUCACUAAAGCAUAAUAAAAAAAAAAAAUGAUUCGCUCUGUAUGGAAGUCUUAUGAGCUAGAUCUGAGCGUCUCCCUUUUUAUAGAUCAGGAAACAGGCUGUGAUUCAUCUAGGGUCCUGCACAUGGCACAACAGGGGCUCAAAUCCUGGUUUCUGACUCCAAAGGCCACAGUAUUCUCACUGCCUGCACUGCCCCUCAGGAUUCAGAGAUCCUUGGUCCUACCUUCCAUAGAAGACAGGUGGUGCCUACUUGAUGCUCCAGGGGACCACGUAAUGGACAUUCAUCUAUCCAGUAAAUGUUGAUUGAACAACUGCAGUGUGCCACACUCUGCCAGGGAGGAGACAGAGCAAAGCCAGGCCUAGCUCACACCCUCACAGAAGGUGUGUGGUCGUGCUGUUCAAUCCCCGGAAACACAAACAGCACCACAUCCUCAACAGUUCCAGGAAAACCAUCACUGCCCUUGCCUUCUCCCCUGAUGGCAAGUACCUGGUCACCGGAGAGGUCUUACCUCCCUGCAGAGUGGACACAUGCCGGCUGUGCGGGUGUGGGACGUGGCCGAGCGCAGCCAGGUGGCAGAGCUGCAGGAACACAAGUAUGGUGUGGCUUGUGUGGCCUUCUCCCCCAGUGCCAAGUACAUUGUGUCCGUGGGCUACCAGCAUGACAUGAUCGUCAAUGUCUGGGCCUGGAAGAAAAACAUUGUGGUGGCCUCCAACAAGGUGUCCAGUCGGGUGACAGCGGUAUCUUUCUCUGAGGACUGCAGCUACUUUGUUACCGCAGGCAACAGGCACAUCAAAUUCUGGUACCUUGAUGACAGCAAGACCUCAAAGGUGAAUGCCACUGUGCCCCUGCUGGGCCGCUCAGGGCUGCUAGGGGAGCUGCGGAACAACCUGUUCACUGAUGUGGCCUGUGGCCGUGGGAAGAAGGCGGACAGCACCUUCUGUAUCACAUCCUCCGGGCUGUUGUGCGAGUUCAGUGAUCGGAGACUUUUGGACAAGUGGGUGGAGCUGAGAACCACGGUGGCCCACUGCAUCUCCGUGAGCCAAGACUACAUCUUCUGUGGCUGUGCUGAUGGCACUGUGCGCCUGUUCAACCCCUCCAACCUGCACUUCUUGAGCACACUGCCCCGGCCCCAUGCCCUGGGGACAGACAUUGCCAGCGUCACUGAGGCCAGUCACCUCUUCUCUGGAGUGGCCAGUGCCAGGUAUCCAGACACCAUUGCCUUGACCUUUGAUCCUGCUAAUCAGUGGCUGUCUUGUGUGUACAACGACCACAGCAUUUAUGUUUGGGAUGUGAGGGACCCCAAGAAAGUGGGCAAGGUGUACUCGGCUCUGUAUCAUUCGUCCUGCGUCUGGAGCGUGGAGAUCUACCCCGAGGUGAAGGACAGUAACCAGGCCUGCCUGCCCCCCAGUUCCUUUAUCACCUGUUCCUCUGACAACACCAUCCGCCUGUGGAACACGGAGAGCUCUGGGGUACAUGGCUCCGCCCUACACCGAAACAUCCUCAGCAAUGACCUCAUUAAGAUCAUCUAUGUGGAUGGGAACACUCAGGCCCUGCUGGACACCGAGCUGCCCGGAGGAGACAAAGCUGAUGGGUCCCUGAUGGAUCCCCGCGUGGGCAUCCGCUCUGUGUGUAUCAGCCCCAACGGACAGCAUCUGGCUUCGGGGGACCGGAUGGGCACACUUAGGGUGCAUGAACUGCAGUCCCUGAGUGAGAUGCUGAAGGUGGAGGCCCAUGAGUCAGAGAUUCUGUGCCUGGAGUACUCGAAGCCGGACACAGGUCUGAAGCUGCUAGCAUCAGCGAGCCGGGACCGGUUAAUCCACGUGCUGGAUGCUGGGCGGGAGUACAGCCUGCAGCAGACGCUUGACGAGCACUCAUCCUCCAUCACCGCUGUCAAGUUUGCAGCCAGCGAUGGGCAAGUCCGCAUGAUCAGCUGUGGGGCAGACAAGAGCAUCUACUUCCGCACGGCACAGAAGUCUGGAGACGGAGUGCAGUUUACACGGACACACCACGUGGUACGGAAGACGACCCUCUAUGACAUGGAUGUGGAGCCCAGCUGGAAGUAUACGGCCAUCGGCUGCCAGGAUCGAAAUAUUCGGGUCUUUAACAUCAGCAGUGGGAAGCAGAAGAAGCUGUUCAAAGGGUCACAGGGUGAGGAUGGCACCCUGAUCAAGGUGCAGACAGACCCCUCAGGGAUCUACAUUGCUACCAGCUGUUCUGACAAGAACCUCUCCAUUUUUGACUUCUCCUCAGGCGAGUGCGUGGCUACCAUGUUUGGCCACUCAGAAAUUGUCACUGGCAUGAAAUUUAGUAACGACUGCAAACAUCUCAUCUCUGUGUCUGGGGACAGCUGCAUAUUCGUGUGGCGCCUGAGCUCGGAGAUGACCAUCAGUAUGAGGCAGCGCCUGGCCGAGCUGCGCCAGCGUCAGCGAGGGGGCAAGCAGCAAGGACCAUCCUCUCCCCAAAGGGCUUCUGAACCUAACCGGCACGAGGUCCCAUCAAUGUUGCCUGCUGGACCAGCUCUCUCAUCAGACAGUGACAAGGAGGGAGAAGAUGAGGGAACAGAAGAAGAAGAACUUCCAGCUCUGCCCGUCCUUGCCAAGAGUAUCAAGAAAGAGCCAGCCUCGGUCCCCAGUUCAGCCCUGCCCCGAAGCCUGUCCCACUGGGAGAUGAGUCGGGCACAGGAGAUGGAGUUCUUGGACCCAGCUCCUGCAUCCAGCCAAGGACCCAGAAGGAGAGGGCGCUGGGCUCAGCCAGGUGUGGAGCUGAGCGUUCGCUCCAUGUUAGACCUGCGGCAGCUGGAGACACUAGCUCCAAGCCCUCGGGGUCCCGGCCAGGACUCACUGGCCAUGGCCCCAUCUGGUACCGGGAAGUAUGUUCAACAAGCCCCUGAAGCCUCACGUGCUAAACAGAAUGAAAAGCCCCCUCGGCCUCAGGUUUCCCAACCCUGCUCCUGCCCCCACGUUAUCCGAUUGUUGUCCCAAGAGGAAGGGGUCUUUGCCCAAGAUCUGGAGCCUGCUCCCAUUGAAGAUGGUAUUGUCUACCCGGAGCCAAGUGACAGCCCCACCCUGGAUACCAGCAGUGAGUUCCAGGUGCAGGCCCCACCCCGAGGCACCUUGGGAAGAGUGUACCCAGGCAGCAGGGGCUCAGAGAAGCACAGCCCUGACAGUGCCUGCUCUGUGGACUACAGCAGCAGCCGCCUUUCCAGCCCUGAGCACCCCAAUGAAGACUCUGAGAGCACGGAGCCCCUGAGUGUGGAUGGCAUCUCCUCAGACCUUGAAGAGCCAGCCGAGGGUGAUGAGGAAGAGGAGGAAGAGGAGGGAGGCACUGGCCCCUAUGGGCUGCAGGAAGGCAGCCCCAGUACCCCGGACCAGGAGCAGUUUCUAAAACAGCACUUUGAGACUCUGGCCAAUGGGGCAGCUCCAGGGGGCCCAGUCCGGGUACUGGAGAGGACAGAGUCUCGGAGCAUCUCUUCACGAUUCCUGCUGCAAGUGCAGACCCCCCAACUCAGGGAACCGUCCCCAUCACCCUCAAGCCUGUCACUGAAGUUGAGACCAGUCCAGGUGCCACAGGUGUCUGGUGAGCAGCUGAGAGGCAAUGGUGCCAAUCCCCCAGGAGCUCCUCCAGAGGCAGAGCCUUGCCCCAGCAACACUGGUCCCCAGGAGGCACCGCCUGUGCUGUUGCCACGACGCCGUCUGAACCCGGACAGCAGCUGGGCCCCAGAGAGAGCAGGCACAGUCGGUCCCUUAGGUGGACUUCAGAAAGCCCAGUCUGUGCACAGCCUGGUGCAACAGGACAAAGCCCAUCCAUCAGGCCCGUUGCUCUCCCAGGAGAUCCAGACCCCAGGGGUCCUGGGCUCCGGGACACAGGCUGAUGGCCGUCUGCCUCGGCCCCACUCCUUCCAGCAGAGCCCCACAACCAGUUCCACGGCCAGGAUGGCCCGCAGCGCCUCUGCUGGGGAGAACCUGGGCCUGGCAGCUGAACUGCAAGCUCCUGCGCCCACCCGGGUCUUACCACUCAGCAAGCUGGCCCUGCCCAGCCGGGCUCACCUGGUCCUGGACAUCCCCAAACCACUGCCUGACCGUCCUACCCUGGCCACGUUCUCACCUAUAACCAGGGGCUGGGCCCCUGGUGAGGCAGAACAGCGUGGCUCCCCAGCAGGCCUGGGACAGGCUCCCAGUAUACCUGAGAGGCGGGCGUGCUUGGGGGAGGGCAUCAUUCCCAACCCUAGGACAGAGUAUUUGGCUCAGCCUGGGCCCAGCAGCCCCUGUGCCCAGCAACUGUCAGUCCUCGGCCUCUUCCAAGACCCUCAGAACUUGCAGCCCCCAUCCCCUGAGAAGACUCCCAGCCCCAUGGAAAGCACCAGGCCUGGGGCAGCCCUGAGGCAGGACUCAGAACCGGCGGUGAGCCUGGAGCAAUGCGAACAGCUUGUGGCAGAGCUCCAGGGCAACGUGCACCAGGCCCUGCGGCUCUACCGCAGGGUGGCCAGCUGCAAGACGCCCUCAGCAGAGCAAAGUCGCAUCACUCAGCUCCUCAGAGACACCUUCUCCUCAGUGCGGCAGGAGCUAGAGGCCCUGGCCGGAGCGGUGCUGUCCAGCCCGAGUGGAAGCCCUGGGACUGUGGGAACUGAGCAGACACAGGCCCUGCUAGAGCAAUAUUCAGAGCUGCUGCUUCGAGCUGUGGAACGGCGCAUGGAACGCAGACUCUGAGUUCCAGAAGCCUCUCCCUAGUGAAUGCUUCCCUGAUUCCAAACUGUAGCCCCUCCUCCACUCACCAAAGCCUGCGGAAAUGCGGGGAGUGGCUAGCAGGGAUCAGUGCUGAGGGAAAGCAGCUUUCCUAGCUGCUCCUCAUGGGCCCCUGUAUUUAUUAAUUUAUUUCCCUGACUCUUGCCUCACGUCCUAGGAACUCCUGCCAACACAGCCCCUCCAGUGGCUCAUGGCAGGGGCAGGUCUUAGGUCUUAGUCAUCUUGGUGCUGUGAGGGGUAGGAGGGCAGCCUUCCCCAUGGGGGGAACCUGGGCAAGGCUGGCCCUCUCUUAGAAGCCAUUUGAACUUCCUGCAGGGAUCUGCUCCCUGGGGUGGAGCGCACACAGGGUAUUCUGUGGGCAGAGGGAAGAGGUGAUGGGGUAUUCAGUGCCCUUCAGCUGACAGAGGGAGCUUCACCUCUACCUCCACUUCCCCUCCCAAACUGGCUGCACUCCCCGGGGGAAUGUUUUUCCCAGUUCCUCACAGAGCCCUCUGGCCCUCCAGGGUGUUCCCAGCCAUUAGGAGGCUCCAGUUGGUAUCAGGUCCUGAGCGCCCACAUUCCACUCCCAUUCCCAAGAGGCCCCUAGCAUUGUCUCUAUCCCCGUGCCCCGCCCCGCCUUGGCCAGAGUUUAUGGCACCAGCUGUGGGACAUUGCUGCAGGACAGUAAGCCCUCUGCUGGGCAAGUAGGAAGCCCUGGCCGCCUUUCCUCAGGCCCUUGGCCUUGCCUACUUUGCAACCCUGGUCCCCCCCAGGCACCAGAGCCCACCUGCUCCCUGCGUCCUGAGAUGCUCAAUCAGAAGCCUGUGUGGGAACUUCCUUCAUGGUUUACAGGGCGCCAGCCCACCUUCUAAGGACCUUGGCCGCAAGAUGAAACUGUCUCUGUCUCUCUCAGACACACAGACACACUGAGACGCGCACAUGCCCCCCCCCACAGUUUGGUGUCCCUUACUAGAGUAUUGACUAGCUGCAGUGUGCCUGGUUUCCUCUCACCACCCUGGCUUAUUCAGAACUCAACAAGGAGCACGAAAAGGAUAGGACAUGCUAAAGCCAAAUUCUUGGUUCUUGAUGUCCCAGCCUGGUUAAUAUGAGAUGGCCCUUAGGGGACCUGGUCUGGAUAGAAGGUGCCCCCCAAAGGCAGUGUCAGUGCCCAGGGGUGCUGGGAUGCUGGAGGUUGAGGGGAGGGAGGUACACGGGAUUGCGUCAGGGGCCCAGAGACACAUUGGAAAGGUGGCGGUGGGACAGGUAAGUGGCAGAGGUGAGAGGGUAGAUUAGUAUUAGAAGGGGCAGUUGCUAGGGUUAAGGGGCUGGACGUGGGGCGCAGUAGACAGGUAGAAUGGGACCAGGUAGUGCAGCAUUUGUUGAAAGAGCUGGGGUGAAGGACGUGUGUCUCUGGCCCCUGUUGCUUCCCUUUGUCCCAGGUAAGUCAGGGCAGCUUUGCCACGGCUUCAGGCCACAAAACCCAUUCACCAGGUUGGAUAGACCUUUGGGCCCUGCUAGCUGUGUAGGCAGAAAGACUGGAUUCUGAAGUAUGCCCAGCUCUGUUGCAUCAGCUUGAGUGUACUUGAACAGAUCAAAGCCUGUCUCACCCCACUCUCUGCUACCACCUGCGAGGCCACACUGUCAGGAAACCUUGGCCCCAAGAACUCUUAAAGCUGAGGGUAGGCCUGGCGGGGCUGCAGCUGUCUGUGUGAGGUUUAGAAAUCCCCACCAGCUGUACCCCCGCCACCCAGCACACCGGCCACCUGUUGCUGUCCAGUGGCUUCCCAAAGCUUUCCAAGGCUGAGUAUGUAAGCAGACUGCCCUGUCUUUCUCCCACAGAGCAGCUAGUGGGUUGGAACCCCUGACCUUUGGAUUAGCUACUGAGUGCUUUAAGCACUGCACCACCAGGGCUCCUACACCAGCCACAGCCCACCCCAAAUAGAGCUCUGGCCUGGCUUUCUGGGUGGGUUCCCCCUCGCCCGCAAUUCUCAGCUAGCCUGUCCCCCACAAGGAGAGAGCUACACUCAGUGUGUACUAGGUCUUGAGAAGGUGGGCGCCUUUUUCCUACCCACUGCCCAGUCGGACCGGCGCCCGGUCCUCGUCUGCAUGUCUGAGGCCACCGGCAACUGCCGCCCCCUUUCAGAUUUGACCCGCCCAGUUUUGAAACCCCCUUAUUUAUAACUUUUAUACUUUGCCCAGGCCGCGGCGCUUCCCUCCUCCCCGGCUUGUACAGGGCCGGGGCUAUUUUUAAGAUGUCCGUUUGUAUUGAUGUAAGAGCUUGUCAAUAAACAAUCAUUUAUUAACUUUGGGAUGCCAACGAGCGGAGGUAGCAAGCGGCGACACUGCUUCGCGUCCACAGAUU
Molecule: messenger RNA, 9582 nt
Organism: Loxodonta africana (African savanna elephant)
Lineage: Eukaryota; Metazoa; Chordata; Mammalia; Proboscidea; Elephantidae
Gene: MAPKBP1
Product: mitogen-activated protein kinase binding protein 1
Exons: 30
Coding region: 3027-7205 (1392 amino acids)
Biological process (GO): positive regulation of JNK cascade; negative regulation of canonical NF-kappaB signal transduction
Cellular component (GO): cytoplasm
Molecular function (GO): protein binding
Source: RefSeq, a predicted model, not a curated record